This is a messenger RNA of Archocentrus centrarchus (flier cichlid), 3076 nucleotides long. RefSeq names its product ectonucleoside triphosphate diphosphohydrolase 3 (gene entpd3). The transcript has 10 exons. Gene Ontology annotation, biological process: nucleoside diphosphate catabolic process. The record is from RefSeq and is a predicted model, not a curated record. Gene Ontology annotation, cellular component: plasma membrane. Gene Ontology annotation, molecular function: UDP phosphatase activity; GDP phosphatase activity; ribonucleoside triphosphate phosphatase activity. The coding region runs from base 149 to 1651 and encodes 500 amino acids. Lineage: Eukaryota; Metazoa; Chordata; Actinopteri; Cichliformes; Cichlidae.
AUCUCCCACGCAUGACAACUUCCCUUACGCUCUCUCUCUCUCACUCUCUUUAUUUGCCGCAACCACAUUUCCUCCUCUGUUUUCAAACCCGUUCUUCAUAACCAUCUCACUCUUACAGCGAGGCUCUGCAAACCGGCUCUAGAAGGAAAUGGCUUCCAAACACAAAAUGGGUUACAAGUGUCGGAUAGCAGGAGUGAUGCUCCUCCUCUUUGCCAGUAUCGCUGCCCUUAUUGCUGUUGCUGUCGUCCAGGACACUUGGAAGCUUUCAGAAUACACCAAAGAGUAUGGCAUUGUGAUAGACUCUGGUUCAUCUCGCUCCAACGUGUACCUGUAUGAAUGGCCAGGAGAGAAGAAGAAUGAAACAGGAAUAGUGACUGAGACAUUAAACUGUAAAGUUGAGGGUGUUGCUAUCUCUGAGAUGAAGGUUGACCGCGAGAAAGAUAAAAAAACAUGGGUUGGAUUCAAGAAAUGCAUGGACAGUGUCACCAGAAGCAUUCCUCCAGAAAAACGCAGCACUACGCGUCUCUUUCUCGGAGCCACAGCUGGAAUGAGACUACUACAUGAAAAAAAUGCGCAGCGGGCCAGUGAUAUCCUGGGAGAUCUCAGAGAAUACCUGAGUUCCCUGCCCUUCAUGUUUCAAAAUGCUUCAAUCAUCACUGGGCAGGAAGAAGGGCUUUAUGGCUGGGUCACUGUCAACUACCUAAUGGGCAACUUGGUAGAGAAAAACAUAUGGAACGCUUACGUACGCCCAGAAGGCGCAACGACUGUAGGUUCCAUGGAUCUUGGUGGAGCAUCAACACAGAUUGCCUUUGCAGUCCAGGAUGAUCUCAAGGGACCUGACUACAUGCAUGUCAAACUGUAUGGUUAUCCUUACAAUGUCUACACUCACAGUUUCCUCUGCUAUGGCAAAAAUGAGGCUGAGAAGAGGGUUUUGGACAAAGUAGUCCAGCAAUCAUCUAACCCCCAGAACAUAAUAAAUCCCUGCUACCCUGAAGGCUUCAACAUUACCCUGAAGGCAUCAUCCAUUUAUGACACAGAAUGUACAAAGAAACCCAAAAACUACAACUCCAGUCAAGAGUUUACCUUGUUUGGAGUUGCUGACUCAGACAGCUGUGGGAAAGUAGUGAAAUCCAUAUUUGAUUUCAAGACUUGCUCCUCAUCGCAGUGCUCCUUCAAUGGGGUCGAGCAGCCACCAGUUGCUGGAGAUUUCAUGGCAUACGCUGGAUUCUUCUACACUGCAAAGGCUCUGCUGAUGAAUGGCACAACGGACUUUGAUCAAUUCAACGCCUCAGUUAGGACCUUCUGCCACACAAAGUGGACAACACUCCAGAAACAGAAGUAUUGGCUCAGUGAUAAAUACCUCAGGACCUUCUGCUAUGCAGCGCAUUAUGUUUUCACUUUGCUGGCAGAUGGAUACAAGUUUGACAGAGAAACCUGGAAAAGCAUUAACUUUGAAAAAGAGGUAAAGAAAACCAGUAUAGGCUGGAGUUUGGGCUACAUGCUGAGUAUGUCCAACAUGAUCCCGUCUGAAGUGAAAACAAUCCUCCCCAUGAGCAACGCUGUCUUUGCCGGCCUCAUCUUUCUGUUUUCAGCGCUAAUAAUUACAACUGUUGUCUUAGUUUUCAUCAUCAUCAUUCGCACCUGCUACUGAGUAUAGAGGGAAUCACCUCCCACUGAAAGCCUCGGGAACAGCUGUAAUUCUGUAAGAGGCUGGAGAAUCCCACAGCUGCAUGUGCCAGGACGCCUGUAUGGGACGUUAAUCCAAUGUGCUAUUUUUCAGGUUGAGACAUUAACUUCCUUUUAGUUUAAAGAAAAAAAAAAAAAAAAACCUGAAGAGCUUCAAAAUCACCGUUGAGUGUUUUAGUUUCAGACAAAAGAUGCAAAAGCAGCCCUGAAAAGUUUUUAAACCCCUAUUCGUUCUCUACCUCAGGGAAUCUUACAAAAAUGACGAAGUACUGUUUGUUUUUUAUUUAGUUGACCGUGUUUAGUAAAAUAGUGAUAGUGUUUGCCUAAAUGGUUAAAAUGGCACAAAAAUAUAAGAGCAUCCAUGUGCUCAUUCUUGCAUUCAUGUGCGUGCUCACUUUAGACUGGAGCACGAGUUACUAUGUUUCUCUUCCUGUAUUAUACAUGUGACUGCACUAGAUACUUCUGCUUUACUUAGCAAAUGGUUGUAUUUUGCUGUAGCUUCAAUAUUAUGUUUUAUAUUGUGUAUGAUUGUGGCAAAAACCUUAUAAACAGAGUGUAAGGUUUAAAGAGUGUAAACAAUAGUUUGAAUUAAAACUUCCUCCCAAACUUCCUCCCAAAAAAAUAAUGCCAUUGUCUUAUGAUUUUCAAAUCAAGUAUAUGAAAUCAUAAAGUUCAAUAUACACUAUAUUGCCAAAAGUAUUCGCUCAUCUGCUUUUCCACAUAUAUGAACUUGAGGGACAUACUGUAACAGCAUAUAACACAUAACAGCUUCAACUCUUCUGGGAAGGCUUUCCACAAGAUUUAGGAGUGUGUUUAUGGGAACCUUUGACAUUCCUCCAGAAACAGAUUUGUGAGGUCAGACACUGAUGAUGGAUGAGAAGGCCUGGCUCACAGUCUCCACUCUAAUUCAUCCCAAAGGUGUUCUAUCAGGUUGUGGUCAGGACUCUGUGUAGGCCCCUCAAAUUCUUCCACACCAAACUCUCUCAUCCACAGCUUUAUGGUCCUUGAUUUUUGCACUGGUGUGCAGUCAUGUUGGAACAGGAAGGGGCCAUCCUCAAACUGUUCCCACGAAGUUUGGAGCAUGAAAUGGUCCACAAUGUCUUAGUAUCCUGAAGCAUUAAGAGUUCCUUUCACUGGAACUAAGGGGCCAAGCCCAACUCCUGAAAAGCAACCCCACAUCAUAAUCCAUCCAACAAAUAUUCAGAUGGAGAAGCAUGAUUCAUCACUACAGAGAACACGUCUCCACUGCUCUAGAGUCCAGUGGUGGCAGGCUUUAUACCACUGCACUAAUGUAAGGCUUGGAUGCAGCUGCUCAGCCAUGGAAACCCAUUCCAUGAAGUUCUCUACACACUGUUCUUGAGCUAAUCUGAAGGCCACAUGAAGUUUGGAG